AUGCCAGCUAGACGUGAGGUGCAGUUGGAAAAAUGCAUAGAUGAUGCCACAAGAAAAAAUAACUUCCAGUUAUUAGAACAGUUUCUGCAAACAGAAGGAUGUGACAAUGUCUCUCAUAAGUGCAGCAAACAGUUUUUCAACAAAUUUGACAAACUUAUAUGCCGGGAACUUGACAAACAAGAAGUUAAGAAUGUUUCAACUUUGCUAAAUUCUCUUCAUAAAUAUGGUAAAAAUAUCAUCAUACCAGGUGGAGACGGUUUUCAAGCAAUGAUCAGAUAUGGUCUUGUUGAAAAGAUGGUUAGUUGGUUUGAAAAGGCAAAAGAAAUUCUGAUAUCUAGAGGAAAUGAAAAAAAUGAAGCACUUACAAGUCUAGUUGAAGAUUUCUUCGAUAUUUUGAUGCUUGUACAUGAUACCGACAGUGAAGGUAAAAUACAAACAUUAGAAAGCUUUAUACUGAGAAUAUGUACCCUUGUUGCCGAUGUAAGAAUCAAUGUUUAUAUUCAGCAAGAGGCUGUAAGAAAACUUAAUUCAAUGCUUGAUACCAUGCCUCGAGAAGCCAGAAAAAAAAUUAUUUCCACAAAGGAAAUGUUCCUUGUCAUGAAUGAUAUGGGAAAGAGAAUUUUAGAUGCUGGAGACUAUGACUUGCAAGUAGCCAUUACUGAGGCUUUAUGCAGAAUGACAUCAGAAAAACAAAGAGGAGAACUGGCACGCCAGUGGUUUUCUAUGGAGUUUGUGACCAAUGCAUUUAAAGGAAUUAAGGACUCUGAGUUUGAAACAGACUGCAGAAAAUUUCUUAACCAGGUGAAUGGAAUGCUUGGAGACAAAAGAAGAGUUUUUACAUAUCCUUGUUUGUCAGCAAUCCUUGAUCAAUAUGAGCUACAGAUACCUUUGGAUGAAAAUCUUGAAGAAUUUUGGAUUGAUUUUAAUGUUGGUAGCCGAAGUAUAUCCUUCUAUGUUGCAGCAGAUGAUGAAGAUCAUCAAUGGGAAACAGUCAGCAUACCUGAAGAAGAGGUAGAAAUGUACAGUAUUGAAGAAAAAGAGUCAAAGAAGUUACUAACAAUAAUUCUAAAAAAUCCAGUAACUGUGGGUAAUCAAGAAGGGGAGCAAAUGUUCCUAUAUUUUGAUCCUGUCUUGGAAAUCAUGGAAGUGGCCCGAAAGGUUUAUGGUGCAAAUAAAUGUAAGGGAUUUACCAAGAAGCAAGCCACAUCAGUUGCCAAAACAUCAGUUCAUAUAAUUUUUGAUGAAAGUGGAUCACAGAUUCUUGUACCAGAAAGUCAAUUGUCACCUUGCUUGAAAGAAAAAUCAAGAAUGGAAGGGAAAUCCAGUAAGUCUGUAAAACAACAACUUCCUGUACAACAAAGGAAUCAGAAUGAAAAAACUAACCAAGACAACUGCAAAAAUAUUCAAUCUAAGAUUACUACGCCUACUAAAAGGAAAGUGUCUGAAGCAUCAGUGAUUGUCCCAGGUACUGGUAGACUGCCUCUGAGGAGCCCAUUGGUAUUUGUCAAUACGUCAACUCCCCGAAAGGCCCGCUUUAAACUGCCUUUGCAAAUGAUGAGCUCUUCUGAAAAAAAUAACAUUACCAGAAUAACUGAGAGCGGAAUAAAGAAUUUAGAUCUAGAGCAUACAGGGCCACGUAUAUCUUCUAUAGCUGACUCUUUUAAAAGGCGUAAUGUUGCUGCAGAAAAAGUUAGAGAUGGCUCUGUACUGGACAAUGUAUUUUGUGAGACUCAGCAGAAUAUCAGCAAAACAAUCAGAAAUGAGGCAAAACUCCCUGAAAAGAUUUUGGGACAGCAUAUGUCAGCUGAAAAAGUUUUGGAAAUGAUACAAAAUGAGGCAGACAGUGAGACCAGCCAAAAACAAACACUACAUGAUCUAUUAGAUAUUGUUCCCGAUUCUCAGCCAGUAGGCAGAAAUGACAAACCUUUAUUGCCUGGUCUUUUGGAAAGUUCUGCUGAUGAAAAUAAAAUCUGGAAAAAACAUGCAUGCUCUGUACCUGAAAAGCUUAUAACAAAGUGUGACAAGCAGAAGAGAAGUACAUCAUCAGGACAUACAUUCCAACAAGUUCCUGUUCUCAGUGAAAGAGCUGCCAAACAAAAAGCUUUCUAUUCAAUAUUUGAAAGUACUUCUCCAAAACAACAAGUUCAGAGUAGAAAAAUAUCAAAGAAGCAACAAAAUGAAACCGAAAAACAAGAAGAAAACUGCAUAAGACACAGAGGACAAACAUCAAACAGUUCUAUCCAUUUAGAACAGAAAAUACUAACUACAGAGGCAAAAGAAGUUCCCACCACACCUGAAACAUCUUUUAAAUCAGUUCAUCCAACUAAAAUGACUGAAAAAUCUCUGGGAUAUUCAACGAAAUUAGUGUUGGCCAGAAAUUCUAAGGAGGAAGUUGAUGUUUCUUUUAGAAAAGGGACUACAAAUCAUAAAAAAUCUGAGAAGGUGAUAGAUUCUCAUUUUGGUUCCUCUGACUUAGCAAUAAAGGGAAUGAAAGCAAAAUCUAAAGAAAUGGCUGAAACAAUAGAAUCAAUAAUAAGUAAAAUCAGUGACAGAUAUAAACAAAAGGAUGAUAUCGAACAUGCAAGAAAAGCAAGAGAAUUUUUCUCUAAUAACAGAUCAUGUUUAAAUAAGUCUGGUUUCAAAGUCAGUAAGGAAAAAGUUCAGAAUAGAAGCUGUAGAAACGUAAAAACUACAGCUGUGCUUAAUAUGACUACAGGACAUAUUGUGGAUGAUGUCUACAAUUUUAACUUAAGUGGAUUUGAUGAACCUACGAUAAAGCUUGGAGUCCAAGAAUUACAUGUUACUAACCUGAAAGCUAGUACAAAACUGACAGAAAAAAUGAAUCCCGAUGAAAGCAAAAGUACGAUCCAGAAAAAAGUAGAUAAUAAAAAUAGAAUGAAUAAAAAUAAGAAGCAUCUCUUUAGUGACACUGACACAGAAUACAGAGGUGAUGACAGCAAGACAGAUAUCAGUUGGCUACAAGAGUCUAACCGAAAACCUAAACCCCAACUAGUAGAUUACAGCAGAACUAAAAAUCCGAAGAAAUCUAAAAGUAUAGAAGCAACAUAUACGUUCCGUGACUCUGCAUGUCUGAUGGAUAGAUCUGAAGGGAAAAAAACAAAAAAUAAAAAGGUACCCAUUAGUAAAAAACAAAAUACAAAAGCUGAUGAGAGACUAAAACAGACAACCAGACCAAAAUGGCCUCGAAGAGCAGCAUUAGCAAAAAAAAGUUAUAAGGAUUACUCAAAUUCAGAGUCAGAGAGUGAACAGGAAUCUUCACAGUGCUUACAUCGGAAAGAAAAAUUAAGAGUACAGCCUAAUCUAACUCCAGUAACUAUGGACAAAGCUGUCAUGAGUGGAAAAGACAUAAAGGUUACUGACCCUGAGGUGGAAAUAUGUGAUAUUAGUGAGGCAGUGAACGUUACAAAUUACCUUUCAGACAAAAUCUCCAUUAACGCAAAACUGAAAGAUCAUACUAAAAAUAUGCAAAAUAAAGGAGAGGAAUCUGUACCGCCAUCUCAAUUAUGCACUUCCAGUGGAAGCAGAGAACGGUCAUGGUGUGAAGAUCCCUGUGGCACCAUACAUGAAUCCGGGCCUUCAGUACAAGUGAAUCUCAAACGAAUGUACCACAGUGAUGCAGAAAGUGAUUCUGAUGAAGUGGAAAUGAGGAAGGAAGAAGAACAGAGAAAAACAAAGCUUCUCCCUAGAAAAUUAUUUAAAGCAGAUGAUGAUACUGUGUAUAAAGAUAAAUCCAUAAUGCAGUGUGCAAGGACUCAUUCCUUUUCCAGAAAAGGGAAGAAGUGGGCUGCAACAAACGAAAUAACUGUGUCCGAGAGCAUAUCUACUGUGUCUGUAAAUGAGCUGUCUAUUUUGGAUGGAGAGGUCUGGGACCCUAGUUGUUCAAGUAUAGGGAUAGGUCAGAAGCUUCAUAAGGAAUUUACUAGGAAAAUUCAGAGCCGCUCAAGAAGAAUGGAUCACUUUACCAAGCAAUCCUUGAAAACAGCUCAGCAGCAUUUGACAACAAUGAGUUGUCAGUUGCAUGAAUGCAGGAUCAAGCAGCUGGACAAAUUUCAUUUCACCAUCGUAGAGGAACUUGAGAAUUUUGAAAAAGAUUCCCAAUCUUUGAAAAACAUGGAGAAAGAAUUAUUGAACUUUUGGAAAAAACAUGCACUUACGUUUAAUGCAUGCAAGAAAAAUGAACAGCAGAGGAUUCAGAUUCUUAAAACUUCAUUUGAAAAGCACAUCUCCCACGGUGUUAACUAUGAGGAAAAUAUUUUUACUUCUGAGGUAUGA
This is a messenger RNA of Gopherus evgoodei (Goodes thornscrub tortoise), 4293 nucleotides long. RefSeq names its product synaptonemal complex protein 2 (gene SYCP2). NCBI's taxonomy places the organism in Eukaryota, Metazoa, Chordata, Testudines, Testudinidae. The transcript is spliced from 41 exons. The record is from RefSeq and is a predicted model, not a curated record. The coding region runs from base 1 to 4293 and encodes 1430 amino acids.